AACAAGAUGGCUUCAAAGUCAUGAUAGGAGAGUAAUUUGAGCAACUAGCAGUCCUACCUGCAUUUAGAAGUAACACAUGCUUUGGUUUUCUUAAUGCAUACGGCUUAUUAACAAUGAGAGCAUAUUGUUUUUGGCUUCUUUAAUGAUUACUCACAGAAAAAAUGUGAUGCGCAUCGUCGCUAUUGUUACAAUUAUGGGCAAAAACAAAUGAAGUUUUAAUUUUUAGCAACUCUGCUGAGUACUCUGACGUCUAACUAAAAUUAAUAAACCGAUAAUUUAUUUAGGCCACUUUAAAUGACAUUUCCACUGCCAGAACUCUCUCUGUGCAUACCCCAUAAUAUGAUUAUGAAAAAAUUAAUAUGUGGGCAUAUUAGAGAAAAAGAAUACCUAGAAUGGCAAACCUCUAGAAUUUAGAUUCUAGAGACAAAACUUUUUUGGACUGUCUGUGACUGUCAAGAAGACAAGCCAAAUUAUGCAAAUUAGAUAUCAUGAUUUGCAUAAUUUAUGCAUGCAAUUAUUUAUGUACACUUAGAAUUAGAAUAAACAUGUCUUACUUGCAGAACUUUGUUAAUUUUUUUUUUUUAUUGUUGAAGCCUAAAUAAGCCGUAACAAACAUUUGAAUGAGAUUUAAUGUGAACAGCUGCAUAAAAUAUUCCCCUGGGGAUGCUUAUGCCUUGUAGAUCUUUUUCCACAUCAUCCAUCCAUCUAAGCCUUGGUCUGCCUUUAAGCUGUUUUCCUCUUGCGUUUUGGUGAUGUACCCUCUUCACUCAUCUGUCAUUCCCUCUAAGUGUCCUGCCCAGCGUAGCCUACCCUUUUUUAUUUCUGCUACUAGUGUUGGAUCCUGAUAUAAAUUGUAUAAUUCCUGGUUGUUUCGUAUCUUCUUCUUCUUAUAUUUGAGGGGCCCACGAUCAAUUUGUUGAUCAUUCUGGCUCCUGGUUUAAAUUCAGAGUUUUGCCUUCUCUUAGAUGGGUUGCUGUCCAAGGCUAACGAGUCCCAUUCACCCGGAGUGCUUGAGAUGUUGGCUUUGGUAAGGAUUGAACUCCAGACCACCAGCUAUUUGGUUUGGGGGAGUUUAGACCGCUCGGCCACCCCAGCACACCAUUCUCCAUACAUAUUCAUCCUUUGUUGGUCCAUAUAUUUUCCUGAGAACAUUUCUCUCCCAUGUGUUUAAUAGAUUUUUUGCCAUUUUUAUUAGGGUCCAAGAUUUACUUGCAUAUGUUACAACUGGUCUGAUUACAGUUUAUAUAGAUUUUUAUUUGUUUUUCUUGUAAUGUUUUUAUUUUUUAGUAUUUUGUGACUACUGAAGUAUGCCCUGUUUCCUGAUGAUAUUCUUUCUUUUUUUUCUGUUAGUAGUUCAUUUCUUUAAUUUGUUGGACAUACAAAAGAAGAAAUCAAUAUGCAAAUAACUGAAAACUUCCAGGAAAUUAUUUGCAAUAUUGAAUUUAUUUGUUCAUCCGUUGAAUUUGUGUUGAUGUGAUGAGAAAACAAAUGUUUGACAAAAUAUUGACUUUAAAUUGAGUUAAAAUUACUUUAAAAAUGUUCUGCUUUUGGGGGUUAGAGGGUUACAGGUAACACCUGUAAUAAAUAGUUUAACCCUUUACGGGGCAGAGGUACUUCCUCUUGCAUCUCCUGAAUGGGCACCACUUCUCCGGUUUUUAGUAAGAUUUAGGGUUAUGUUAGUAAAAAAAAUAUAAGCUAAGGUGUUAGGCAACAAAUUUUUGUGAAAUAAAAAGCAAAAUAAAGGAAAAUGAAUGCAGAUUUAUAAUUUUAUUCACAUGUUGCCAUUAAUCCUCAUAUGAACAUCUGUCAAAAGUUGAUCAUGACCAUUUUAAACAUCGGGUUGUUGCUGGGACUGAAUUUGUCUGUGGGUGCUCAAAUGGCUGAUCAAGCCAAUUCUGGCACGAAAUGUUCUGGUGCAGUGGAUGGAUGGGGAAAACUCCAAGUAAUGAAUUAAAUCUGGCUUUUCUAGCUUAUCUUGUGUGUUUUGCAGCAGCUGUUCUUAUAGUCUCAUGUAGUAUUAAGCCCUGGUGUAGGGAGGAGCGUCACAAGACUUGAUUCUUUGAGGAUUGUUCCCACAUGUCUGGGUCAAUGUGAAAUGCUUUCAAAGAUGAUUUCAGUGUUUCUUUAAACGUUUCUUCUGUCCCCCAACAAACCCUCUGCCCUGCUUGACUUUGCCAUAAAAUAUUCUUUAGUGCAAGCUGGCGUCUGACAUUCUUGCAACAUGGUCGGGACUGCAUUAAUAAGAUGUGUAUGCUUGAAAGACCUGCUUGUGCGAGCACCUCAGUGUCUGGUAUCUUGUCCUGCCAUUGAUGUUGAGGAUUUAUGACGGUCAUUGUGUGAAAGUGAUUUAUAUGCCGGGUAUUUGUAAAAACAGGGUUUGAAAAAAUUAACAAUUAUUAAAUAGCCCGUUUUAUUUUUGUAAAGAAUUUUUUUUAAACUGAAGGUUAAAGUUCAGACAACAAUGAAACAAUUAAAGGUGACUAGGCAACCUGAAUUUGUCUUUCUAUCUAUACACAUAUAUGUUAUACUUUAAUAUAGGUGCUAGUAAUAAUUAAAACAGAAAGAAUCUUUUAUUUAAAGUAAAUUUCUUAAAAUGUGUCCGUCUGUUUAAAAAUUUCUCAAACACCUUCAUAUGGUUCUGAAUUUGGCUAUUCUUUCUAACAGUUAACAAGCUAUAUUUUAUGAGGUUAUCAGUGCGGGUGAACAUAGAUAUAUUUUAAAAUUAAUCAAAAAUUGAACUCAUUUUAAAGACUACCAUUGAUGCUAUAAAACAACCAUUUUUUUUUCUUUUGGUUUAGCAGUGACUGCAUGUUGAUCUUCUUGAACAGUGUCCACCAUUUUAAAAUGAAAGGCUCUUUUAAGUUCAAUUUGAUUUUCUGUGUGAGGAAUAUUCAAGUAUCCUUUCUAAAUGACAAGCUGUCCAUGAGGAGAUGGAAGCUCUUACAUACCACUAGAAAGCUGUUAGAACAGACAGACCAUGAAGUUAUGUCUAAAAUUCGAAAUAUUGGCAUCAUGGCACACAUAGAUGCUGGGAAGACAACUACAACAGAAAGGAUGCUCUAUUAUUCUGGAUUUUCCAGACAUUUAGGUAAGGUAUCUAAUAGGUUGUUGUUUUUUUUUUACCUUAAAUUAAAAUUAAAAGUUGUCAAAUGGAAUAUAUUAUCCAACAAAAAAAGAAAAAGACACUCUUCAUAAUUUUACAAUCUUUUGGUUAAUUGUAUAUAUAUUAUAAAUUCUAAUGCUGACUAUUUUUUGCUUCGCUACUACUAGAACUAUAAUAUAAUGCCAAAAAUUUUUUUUUUUUAAUUUAACAAAUGCGUUUGAGCAAUUAAAUAUGCAAUUCCUUUUAAAAACAGAAAUAAAGAUUUCCCUUGAAUCAAGUUUUUCCCAUCUUAUCGAGCAGAUGUGGCCAGUUAUAUGACCAUCAUGCGUCUCAUUAGAAUAACAAUGUCAAUAUCAAAAAGAACAUUAUUGAAGAGAUAUGAGGCUGUUAUUCAGUACCUGUGCCCAAUCCCCUUCCUUCCCAUGCAUGUAAAAAUUAAGUCAAUGAGACUUCUAAAAAGUCUAAAGCUAGUAGGAUGCAAUAAAAUUUUAAGCCUGCUUUGUGAGCAGAUUACAAAUGUGUUCCCACACUGAGUUGAACUGAGUCAAUCCCAAACUUGUGGACUGGAGUUCAAUCCCAAACUUGUGGACUGGAGUUCAAUCCCAAACUUGUGGACUGGAGUUCAAUCCCAAACUUGUGGACUGGAGUUCAAUCCCAAACUUGUGGACUGGAGUUCAAUCCCCAUCAAAAGCCUAACAACACCAGCAUCUCAGUUGAAUGGGACUCACCAGCAUCUCAGUUGAAUGGGACUCACCAGCAUCUAAGUUGAAUGGACUCACCAGCAUCUCAGACAGUUCAAGCUCUGAAAUCAAACCCGGAGAUGGAAUCCCGUGGGCAGAAUGAAAUUGAGACAAUGAAAAUUCCAACAACUCCCGCGACAUGGAACACAUAAGAGAGCACAAUGAGACGCAAGAAAUGCUUCUAGUCAUCUGGUUUAUUUCCAUUUGUCUGGACUAAGUCUUGCCAUUGGAACAGUAGGCAAGGAAGAGAGCGUGAGGCUGAUGAAUUGAGAAACUCUCCCUCACUUUUUUCAGCAAAAUACUGCUUAAGUCAAAGCUACUACUCAAUUCAAAGCCUUGGUCAUAAUGGCCUGCAAAGGAUGAACAAUACUGAACCAAGAUUGACUUUAUAGAUUUUUUUAAAAAAUUGUAUUCAAACUUUAAGAUUUUUAAUUUUUUAAUUAUCUGUUUAAUGGUUUGUUGUUUUGUUGAAGUUUUAGAAUUUCUAUAAAUAUCAGAUGCUAGCAUCCAAAGAACGCAUAAUUCAGAACCAAUUAUGUUUUUCCAUUUAAGUAGUCUUCUAUGUGAAAAUAGAAUUGAGAAAUGUUUCUAUGUUGUUCUCCUUUACACUACAAGCUUUCAAAUUUUAACAAGUAGGGAGAUGUUUCUAAAGGAUCUGAUAUAAAUAAGGGAUACUGGUGUCUUUUCAUACAAAAUAUUCACAUUAUAUCAUUAAAAAAACUACAAAGAAAACCUGCUAGCAAAUUAAAUUGAUUUUCUAAAUUUCAUACAUUAAUUUACAAAAAGUAUAUAUAGUAUCAUUUUUUUAUACUUAUAGCAUACAUCUUAUGAGCUACAACAUCCCCCCCCCCCAAUUCAGCCCAGCCUUUUUCCUGUAGCGAUUGCUCCACAGCCAUACUUUGCCACCAGGUCAAGUAAAUGUUUAUUUAACGCCAUACUACUAUUUUUAUAAUUUAAUUCUUGAUGUUCCAAUUACCAGGUGAUGUUGACCAUGGGGACACUGUCAUGGAUUACAUGGAACAAGAGCGAGAUAGAGGCAUAACAAUCACCGCAGCUGCAAUCACAUUUAACUGGAAGGGUCAUAAAAUUAAUCUUAUUGACACUCCAGGUAAUGCUAAUAAAAUCAUUUUGCAAGUGAAAAAAUUAUAUUUUGUAAUCUCCAUCAUAGCAGCACUUUUACUAACUGCAAAAUUUCAGUUUUGACAUGUUGCAACCGUUCUAAGCUUAAGGAUUCUUACUUUAAAAUGUAAGACAAUGUUAUGUGUAUAAUAAAUUGAAAUUGGCAUGUUGACAUAUUGCCACUGUUCUAAGCUUACAGAACUCUUAUUUUAAAAUAUACGUCACUUUUAUGUGUACAAUAGCUUGAUGUUGACAUGUUGCCAUGUUCUAACCUUAUAGGACUCUUACUUUAAAAUCUAAGUCUAAGACACUGUUACGUUUACAAUAAUUUGAUAUUGGCAUGGAAGCGUGCAGUUGUUAUGAGCUAAAUACAAUGUCAAAAUGAGAAAGGAAGAGAUUAUAAAAAAGUUAAAAUAAUUGUUGGAAUUGCCUUUAAAUUAUGGAUCUAAAUAGUAUACCUUGUGCAUAUUCACCUAGUUUAUAUUUUGCUGAAAAAAAGUUUUAAUUAAUUUUUUUAUAAUUUCUAUGUUUGAUAAGGUCAUGUUGAUUUCACUGUGGAAGUGGAGAGAUCCUUGAGAGUAUUGGAUGGUGCUGUGGCUGUUCUAGAUGCAUCUGCAGGUUACCAAUUGUCUAUUCAGUUAGAUAUUUGGGGAUAAGAGCAUGAUUUUUUUUAAAAUUAAAAUAAAUGUCAUAGUUGUUAUAUUUAGAUAUUUUUGUCUUUUUGAGAGUUUAAAAAAUACUUAUUUUAUUUUAUAAAAUAGUAAAGGCUAUUUCUUCUAGUGAUAACAUGAUAUUCAAAGGGUUCCCAAUUUUUAUCCAGAAGCUGAAGAAGUCUUACAUUUUAAAUACCGGUAGUAAUAUAAAUAAUCAUUUUAAUUUAAAAAUACAUGUUCAAUUAUUAUAGUACAAUGUUUGCAGGGAAUAUUUAUACUCAAAUUAAUUACACUUAUAAAAAGUCUUGCUUUGUCUGUUGUGGUAGCAUAUUUUUUUUUAACUAAACCAUUUAAGUUGCCAGAAAAGAUGUAAGUUGAUUUGUGUACACAGAAAAAUCGAAGUGUUCAUUUAUACCAAUUAAUACUGUUGGUUAAAUUCAUUUAGACUAUCUGGUACAUCCCAUUUAUCACUUUGAUAACUAUUUCUAAACACAGGUGUGGAAGCACAAACCCUUACAGUUUGGCGUCAAGCUGAUCACUACCAAAUUCCUCGCCUGGUCUAUCUCAAUAAGAUGGAUAAGCCAGGAGCAUCUAUUGAUCUCUGUCUAAACUCUCUACGCCACAAACUCCAUGUAGAGCCACUUGUUGUCAACCUACCUAUUGGUUCGGGGAGACGUUUUGUUGGUGUCUAUGACUUGAUACACAUGGAAACUGUAGAAUGGAACGACAGCAAGUCUAAAGAUGGCAGCAUAUUUGAGAGAAAACCAAUCCAGCUGGAAAAAGACACGGAACUGUCCGAAUUUAUUUUAAAGGCCAGGUCAGAACUGGUUGGAAAACUUGCAGACGUUGAUGAACAUAUUGCAGAUCUUGUGCUUUGUGACACUAAAGUUGAGCAUUUUUCACCCCAAAUACUGAUCUCUGCCAUCCGGACUGCAACACUUAACCGUAAAUUUGUGCCUGUUCUAUGUGGUAGUUCUCUUAAGAACAAGGGCGUCCAGCCUUUGCUGGAUGGCAUCACCUUCUUCCUUCCCAGUCCCAUGGAUGUGACUUAUGGGUUCGCCAAGUAUUACGGUACCCAUCUGUGUGCACUGGCAUUUAAAGUAACCCAUGACAAGCAAAGAGGCCCAUUGACAUUUGUGAGACUAUAUUCAGGUAUGUUGAAGACAGGAGCCUAUGUGUUCAAUAUUAACAGAGGUAAAACCGAGAAAACUAGCAGACUCCUCCAAGUUUAUGCUGAUGAAUUACAUGACAUAUCUACAGCUGUGGCUGGGAAUAUUGUGGCUAUAGCUGGUUUGAGAGAGGUAACAUCUUUUUUUUCCUUUCUAUUUUAUCUUCAAAAGUUGUUAAUGGCCCAUUCUGUCAAUAUUAUUAUUUUUAUGUGUGUGACCAUCCAUUGGCAAAGCAUUCAAGUGUUUUCCAAGUCAGCAUAAUUUCAGAUCAAUGCCCCCUAUAAUUCUAUCUGUUUCAGGGUAAAUAGAAUCAAAUCAUAGAUUUCAUCAGUUACGCUAUUCAAAAAAUAAUUAAACCUUAUGUAGAUGACACGUGUGUAGCUGACCCUUGUGUAGAUGGCCCUUGUGUAGAUGACCCAUGUUUAGAUGGCCCUUGUGUAAAUGACCCACGUGUAGAUGACCCUUGUGUAUAUGACCCAUGUGUAGAUGUCCCAUGUGUAGAAGACCCUUGUUUAGAUGGCCCUUGUGUAGAUGGCAUUUGUGUUGAUGACCCUUGUGUAGAUGACACUUGUGGGGGUGACCUUUGUGGAAAUGGCACUUGUGUAGAUGACCCAUGUUUAGAUGACACGUGUGUAGCUGACCCUUGUGUAGAUGGUACUUAUGUAGAUGGCCCUUUUGUAGAUGGCUCUUGUGUAAAUGACCCAUGUGUAUAUGACCCAUGUGUAGAUGACCCUUGUGUAGAUGACCCUUGUGUAGAUGUCCCAUGUGUAGAAGACCCUUGUGUAGAUGACCCUCGUGUAGAUGACCCUUGUGUAGAUGACCCUUGUGUAGAUGACCCUUGUGUAGAUGACCCUCGUGUAGAUGACCCUUGUGUAGAUGACCCUUGUGUAGAUGACCCUUGUGUAGAUGACCCUUGUAUUAGAAACAAAAGAUGAAUCUGUGUUGAUGGUUUUUAACUUACAUAAAAAAAUUUCUCUGCAUUUUAAGCAAAAAAUACAUAAAAUGUAGAUGACCCACAUCAUGGUCAUAAAUGAGCCUAUUAUAACUUAUUAAAAUUAGAUCCCCUGCCCCGAACUGAAAUUACCAUUGAUUAUAGUGUAGUGAGCCCUAAAUAAUUAGUCCAAAAAAAUGAUGGUGUAAUUAUUACAUGUUUGAAAGAGAUUUAUUUUGAAAGAUAUUUUCAAAAAACAAUAUUGCUUUAUUUUGCCUACCAUUUAUUUGUUGUGACAGACUUUCUAAAACCCUACGUUAAAACUUGUGGCUGUUCAAUCCCUAUGAUCAGAUAUUGAAGUUUGUGAGAUUUAGAAAUAAACCAUGCCUUCUGUCUCCUAAGACAUUCACUGGGGAUACAAUCACUUCAAGCAGUAAAGCUGCCCAGGAUGCUGCUAAAGCUUACAUCCAUGAAAACGGGACAAAACAUCUGGACAAGUCAGAACUUAAGAUCAAGGAAUCAAGUAAAAUAGGAGGUAGAAUACAGUACAGUAUACUUUGUCACUUUAAACCCAUCAGAAAAAGCAUUAACUUACUGUAAAUGUCCUCCAACUAAAUAAAACCUGAUGGCCAACUGUAGGUGUUUCAGAAUUUAAAAUAAUUUUUAAUGUUUUUUUUGCUUCACUUUUUAAAUAAGAUUUUAUCUGUUUUCUGUUAUUUUAUCUGCUAUCUGUUGCCCAUUGGUUGCAAAUUUAGAUUACACUAUUUUAGUUAAAUCAUUUUCCUGGUAUAGUAGGCUAGUUUAAAAAAUUACACCAGCUGUACAAUCAAUCUUACCUUCAAUAAGAUGAAAUAACAACAAAGGAAAUUUUACCUGUAAUUUCUUAAUCAAGAUUGAAUAUAAAAUAAUUAAAAUCAAAGGCUUGUUGGAAAAGCCUCAACUUGUUACAGGAUUUUCCACAACUUAGCCAUUUUAUUAGCAUUACUUUAAUCUGAUAUUGCUGUACAAUGUAUAUCACAUCUUCAGGUCCAGAAGAAGCAGAAGAAGAGGACUCAUUAACAAGUGAUAUGGUCCCUAUUCUAGCUGGCCUCACACUACCAGAUCCUGUCUUCUUCUGCUCUAUUGAACCCUCAAGUUUGUCAGUUCAAAAAAAUCUAGACUCAGCUCUAGAGUAUCUACAGAAAGAAGAUCCUAGCUUAAAGGUAAUUUUCAUGUGUAUUUUGUCUUUGGAAAUUCUUCAAAAUCUGCAGUAGGUGGUUUGUUUUUUGAAUAAGGGAAAGUUAGUUUUUUUAUGUCAAGACAAUUUAUCACUUCAUCUAUCUGCUUGCUAACAUUUUUUGUCAAUGAAAUAAUUUGAAAAGUUAGUUGAAGUAGAUUUGGAAAGAAUUUCAGAUCAUUGACAUUGCUGAAUAAACCCCUGCAAUCCCUUCUUUCAGGUGGAGAUAAGUGCCGAGACUGGACAGACCAUUUUGUCUGGUAUGGGUGAGCUCCAUCUUGACAUCAUCAAGUCACGACUGGAGAAGGAGUAUGGUCUUGAUGUAGACUUGGGCCCUCUGCAGAUAGCAUACAGAGAAACCAUAACUAGCCAUGCAGGUAUUCCCUUCACAAGCAAGCCAGUCAAAGAGCUAGAAAAUAUCGAUUUUCCAAAUAAAUUCUAACUUUUUGUACAUACAAUUUUAAUGAUCUGAAAAUGGCCCAAUGUCUCUAUUUUAAUACUUCUUUCCAAAAUUUAAAAAAAAAAGUUUCCAUUAUUGAUUUUCAGAGGUGACAGAGGUUUUGGAUAAAGAGCUUGGAGGACGACACCAGUUUGUCCACAUCAAACUUUCCCUCCAUCCCAACAUUGAGCAACGUGAGUUCAAGCAUGUUGUCCUACAACGAACAUCAGAUCAUCCCCUGGCCAUCAAGCACAAACUGUUAAAGGCAAUAGAAUUGGGGAUCAAGUCUGGACUCUCUCAUGGUUAGUUGCCUCAUAUAUGUUUGAUGUGAUGUCCAUGCAGUGGUAGAGUUUGUUGGACUUAUGCCACCUUGUCAUUUAUAGAGAUCGUGGUCUUUUAGCGAUUGGGUUUUUUUUUCCAUUCAAAUUUUAAUGAAACAAUCCUUGAUAUGUUUUAGUUGGAUACAUUUUGUUUAGUAAAAAUGUUAUUAGAGUAAUAGUCAGUCUAAAUCUUUAAUAUUUUGGUCCUUUUUUUGUUAGUGCUGCUGUUGGAUUCAGCAUUAAUCUGGUCAUGACACGGCUAAUAAAAUUAGGGUAUUCUUGUUUAAAAAUAAAAUUAUGGACUGUUACUUGAUACAUUCAGCUUUACCCUUUGAGAUGGAGCCUUUUUUUGGAGUGUCUUUGCUAAGAAGACAGAGCCCUUUUACAUGCUCGGUACUCAAAUGGCAAAACAUAUAUUAUAAAAAAUAUACUAAUUACUUUACUAAUAUAAAACUGUCUAUAUUCUUGCAGGGAAUUGAAUAAAAUAAUGCGAUCUUUAUGAAUCAAACUGAAGUCUCAACAUUUAUGCAAAUAAUAUACAUUAUUUUCAUAAUUUAUGCAUGCAAUUUUUUUUUACUCUUAAAAUAAACAUGUCUUACUUGCAGAAUUUCGUUAGAUUGUAUGAUUGUUGAAGCCUAAAUAAGUCCUAACCAAGCGGUUCGCAACCUGUGGGUUGCCACCCCUUUGGGGGUUGAAUGUCCCUUUCCCAGGGGUUGCCUAAGACCAUAGGAAAACACAAAUACUCUACAAUUAUGAAGUAGCAACGACAAUAAAUGUGUGGUUGGGGGUCGCCACAACACGAGGAACUGUAUUGAGGGUUGUGGAAUUAUGAAGUUUGAGAACGACUGUCCUAACCCAUAUUUGAAUGAGAUGCAGUGUGAAAAACUACAUAAAAUAUCCACGGGCUGCUUAUGCCCGUCAGGGUCACAUAUAUUUUAAGCAUUUGUAGGGGUCACUAGGUAAAAAAAUUAAUUUAAAAUGGUGGAACACAGUAAAAUAUAAAUGGAAGCCACCAUUAAAAUGGUGAGAGGAGCAAGAAAUGCAGGAAGCAAUCUGAAUAGCUAGUACGAAGACCAGCCAGCCAAUCUUGAGGCUUGAAUUAUGGAGGAGAUAGAUCAGCCUUUUGUAUUUUUUGCCAUUUGACCAAGAGGGUUAAAAAGCAUUGCAAAUUUAUUUAUUAUUUACUUUCCCCUUGAUACAAUCCUCUGUUGACAGGAAGCCUCCUGAACUUCCCAGUCAUUCACACAGACGUUCACUUGCAUGAGUUUAACACACAUUACCACACCAGUCUUCCUAUGGUAACAGCAUGUGCUGCCAUGGCUGUGCAAAGGGCUUUGAAACAAGCCGACUGUGUGCUGUUAGAACCAAUGAUGGCUAUGGAGGUGAGAAGAUCAUCAGUUUAUUAUACUGAUCUGAAUGAAGUGUUUCUGCAUUUGAAUGAAAAAUGAAAAGAAAGAACAUUUUGUUUCCAGGUUGUUUGUUUCGAUAUUAGUAUUACUAUUUAGAAAUGUUCUUUUUAAGAUUUAUUUAAAUUGAUAUAUUUAAAUACAUUUUUUAAAUGAACUGGCCAUUUCAUUAAAUCUGUUGACCAAUGAAAAAAAAAUGUUCUUUGUAUUUUAAUUUUUCAAUAUCUUUCUCUUUUGGGUUGCUUCUAAGAAAAGAUUAUGUCUCAAUGUAAAAAAGCUAUAGUUUUGCACAACUGUAACAUGUCUGUAAUAUAAAUUACUUUAUAAUUCAUUUAAUUAAACUUCAAAACUCAAACAAAUGAGUAAUCAACCAGUGCCAUUUGUCUUGUGCCCAUGUGGUGGAGCUAGGCUUAGUGCUCCCAGGAUGGGCUAAGCUCUUUGCUGCUCCUCUUCUGCAAAAAAAACUUUGCAGUUUUCCCAAAAUGAUGCCCUUGGCCCACUUAAACUUUUAAAUUUAGUCUUUCUUCCUCAUUGAUUUAUAUAAUAAUUGUUUGCAUGCAUACGUGAUCUAGUUCACUGUGUGUUUUUUGGUUGUUGUUUUUUUUCCAUUUUUAUUGUUUUAUCCAGCCUUUCUGAAUUUUUUUACAACUGGCCUCAUAAUAUUUGAGAAAAAUGAUAAAAUUUAAAAGAGCCAUAAUCAUGGCCAUUUUAAAAAAAUGUUAGGUUACUGAGGUAUGUUAGGUUUUAAGAAAUCUGACAAGAGGAUAUUUAGAUCCAAAAAGAAGUUCAUUGCAUUAUUUAAUCAUUAUUUCUGUCCUUCAAGGUGAGCACUGAUGAGGAGAAGCUUGAGGUCGUUCUGGCAGACCUUGGCAAACGCCGCAGCCACAUCCUUGACGUUGUCUCCAGACAGGAUUCCAAGACGAUCAGUGUGCUGACACCCUUACAAGAACUCCUGGGCUACUCCACUGCACUAAGAACAAUAACAUCUGGCACUGCUAGCUGCUCCAUACAACUUUCUCACUAUGAGAAGAUGAACAGAGAAGAGAUGCAGAAAGUGACAGAGAGGAUGACGGGAUUUCAUCCAUCUUCAAUGUUUUAGUGGAGGGAAUUUUGGGGAUUUGGUGGACCUGUGAUAGAUGAAUGGGUCAAAUGUCUGGAGGUCCUUGGGAGGCUUUCCUCCAUCAACUUUUGAUUGAUCACCCCUCACUUCCUACCCGAUGGUUGUCUACGCCACAUGAUCUUGAUUUAAAACAUUACCGGUAUGUUCUUUGCUGGCCCACUUAUACUUAAAAAUUGGUUUAUUUCUAUGCCAUACAUCAGGU
This is a messenger RNA of Lymnaea stagnalis (great pond snail), 12418 nucleotides long. Lineage: Eukaryota; Metazoa; Mollusca; Gastropoda; Lymnaeidae. The record is from the annotation of a GenBank genome assembly.